This is a messenger RNA of Darwinula stevensoni, 1128 nucleotides long. Lineage: Eukaryota; Metazoa; Arthropoda; Ostracoda; Podocopida; Darwinulidae. The record is from the annotation of a GenBank genome assembly.
GACCUUUUCCCUCAUCCUCUUUCGUAGCGGGAGAGAGGUAACCUAGACCUAGUCAGUCGAAGGUCGACGGUGAUACAGGUGACGCUUAAAGGAUGGGAGGCAAAGAAAGCAAAGAGCCUGUCAAGACCAUCUCCGUCUCUUCAGCUCCUCUUCAUUCUCACAAUCGUAAUCCUCCAGUCAUACGUCUCGACGAUUCUGAAGAUUUGGACGAAGAAAACUUCAUCAUCCAUAGCGACCUUGGGGAAUCUCUGGAUUUGAGGAGGGGUACAUCUCUAGUGCCAACUUCGGCUAUAAGCACCGAUUCCACGGAUUCUGGAGUAUUCGAUGAGCUAGACGAAGAAUACGGACAUGUCAUCACGGAGAAAUCGUCGCCCGAGCUGGUGGCCCAAGUCGAGAGGGACUUCGUGCCGCCUCAGCAUCUUGAUCUGACGAUUUAUGGUAAUGCAUGCCGCCGUCUACUGAGUGGAAGCCAGAGGGUGCGAAUGGAAGAGAGUCAGGUGCUGAACUUGCUACGAGAGGAGGGCCUCCUUGCCACGAAUCCUACCAAAGGUGCUGCUGGUCUCAGCUUCGAGAUUGUUGAUGCGGGACUUGCAGAAGGGCAGGGAAACGACUUGGAUUCCUCGUCGUCGUCUGUGAAGCUUCCCCCAUUGAGACUCCUUCAAAGUCAAGAACCCAGAAAGAACGUCACCAAUUCAAAAAUAACGGAGAAGUUAGAAAAAGCCGAGGAACGUCGGAAGGCUGCCGAGGAAGAAAAACUGAAGCGGUUGAACAUGGAAAAGAAGCAGGAGGCGAGCCAGAGACAACAACAGUCUCAAGUGGAAAAGGUCGAGAAGUAUUCGUCGCGGGUUGACGCCGCUCAGGACAACAGGUAUUCAUCUCCUGAGAUGCUCACCUCAUUCUCCGUCUCUCGAAAGCCAGGCACAGUAUUUGCAACAGCUGAGGGCGAAGCUGAAGGAUCAACAUCAGAAAGCGGCGAAAGUCCGGCUGAAGAAGAUGCAAGAAGUCCCCGCUCCCAUACCGAUUCCAGUCCCGGUUCCACCGUCGAAUACCUCUUUCGAUGACGAUUUCUUUGCCUGAAACAUCAAAAUGGCUGGCUUUAUCUGUGAUUCGUACGAUACAUGGAAGAAG